Messenger RNA from Neohortaea acidophila, 2157 nucleotides. RefSeq lists its product as uncharacterized. Gene Ontology annotation, cellular component: cytoplasm. The record is from RefSeq and is a predicted model, not a curated record. Gene Ontology annotation, molecular function: zinc ion binding; ubiquitin protein ligase activity. The coding region runs from base 1 to 2157 and encodes 718 amino acids. Lineage: Eukaryota; Fungi; Ascomycota; Dothideomycetes; Mycosphaerellales; Teratosphaeriaceae. The transcript has a single exon. Gene Ontology annotation, biological process: protein ubiquitination; Ras protein signal transduction.
AUGUAUUUCUUCCACCUCAAGCUCGAGCUCUACCAAGCCCCUGCAGCAGCGAAACUCCACCUCGCGCAACCGCCAGCAGCCAGGACGGUCCAUGUGCCACCACCGGGCGCAGACAUCUUCAGGACUGCCCUGCCCGCUCACAAGACUACGAAGUGGUCGUCACACACCUUCACCGACCGUCCAGAGACGCCGUCUCACAGCCUGUCGUCGUCCAUCUCCUCACACUCCCCCAAGCGAUCUUCGCUGUCUGAAUACCCUGAUUCACACGGCAACGCCCUCCUCCUCCCUGAACGAACGGCGGCUAGGAAAGACGUGCCGAAAUCCCCGGCGCUCAUACCUGUCAAGCCGUCGAAUGACGCCGCGGCGCGGGACUGGAGAUACGAUCGCGUGAGCAUCGAGAGCAUCGAUAUGCAGAGUCAAAAGGCAGGCGGUGCCGCCAGUACGGCGGGCAAUAUACGAGCGAAGAGCGGUGCGAUCGGACUACACACCAAAGCGGUCUAUACGCCUUCCGAGCCGAAGACGACGGAAGUGGGAUGGGGCGUUGUGCAUCUUUAUCGAGACAGCGAGGAGAGCGGGCUGGUGGAUACCAAGCCUGCUAUGAGCGGGCGGAAGAGUGUGGAUGAGGCUGGUUCAGAGCAAUUUGAUCCCGACGAGUGCUCGACACUGUGCAUCGUUGCUGUGCCGUCGUGGAUGAUGCCAUCUGACCUUCUGGGGUUUGUUGGCGAUCAAGCGAGGGAAGACGUGAGCCACUUUCGCCUGAUCAGGACGGGGAGGACCAACAAGUACAUGGUGCUCAUGAAGUUUCGAUCGGCGCGGAAGGCGAGGGACUGGCAAAAAGCGUACAACGGCCGCUUGUUCAGUGUCGCGGAGCCUGAGAAUUGUCACGUGGUGUUUGUCAAGAGCGUCGAGUUCUUGAACACCGGCGUUGAUGAGCACGACAAUACGUUCCCGCAAAACAAUCACGAUCCGUUCACGCCUACACAUCCGAGCGGUCAGGCUUCGAGAACGGAGAAGAGCCUGAGCAGCAAGCCGUUCGCUCCCCCACCGCCGAAUCUCCUCGAACUCCCUACAUGUCCCGUCUGCCUUGAGCGCAUGGACGAGACGACCGGCCUACUCACCAUUCUAUGCCAACACGUCUUCCACUGCGCAUGCCUGGAGAAGUGGCGCUUCACUGGCUCCGGAUGCCCAGUCUGCCGCUACACACAAAACCCAAGCCACACAUUUCCCUUCCCGCGUCCCUCUCACUCUGCUGGCGGAUCCGAAGACGCAGAACCGGAACCCUUGUGCUCCGUCUGUGCCACGAACGAGAACGUUGGACUAUGGAUCUGCCUGAUCUGCGGCAACAUUGGGUGCGGCAGGUACGAUUCGGCACACGCCUACGCUCACUAUGAAGCUACAUCGCAUUGCUACGCGAUGGACAUCAACACGCAGCGUGUAUGGGAUUACGCGGGAGACGGCUACGUGCACCGCCUCAUCCAAAGCAAGCCGGACUUCACCUCGCAGCAGACAACGAAACACUCCGGCUCAGCAGUAGACGCCAGCAACGAUGGGCGAAAGCGGCACGCAAACGAAGCAUACCGAGCAGAAAGCGACGACGUGGUCCCCCGCGAGAAGAUGGAAAGCAUGGCGAACGAGUAUGCGUACCUCCUGACUUCGCAGCUGGAAGGACAGCGGCGGUAUUUCGAAGAGCAGGUGGAGCGCGCGGUUGACAAGGCUAGCCAGGCGACUGCGAAGGCCGAUGCUGCGACCGUGCUUGCCAAUUCUGCGCUUGCGGAUAUGAAGAGCAGCAAAGCGGAGCGUGAUAGUUUCGAAGCCGUGACUGCGCGACUAGAAGCUGCUCUAGAGAAGGCGGAGAAGUCCAAGGUCAAAUUUGAAAAGUUGGCUCGCGAUUUGUCGGCGCAGUUGAGGGAGGAGAAGACGAUGAACGAGGGGUUGAUGAAGAGGAUCACAGCUGCGGAUGAGAAAGCUGCGGCGGCAAGAACGGAGGCGGAAAAGGCGAGGGAGGAGAAGCGGGAAUUGGAGGAGAUGAAUCAUGAUCUGACCAUGUUCAUCUCGAGCCAGGAGAAGGUGAAGGAGUUGCAGGCGCAGGGGGAGGAGGUGGUGGAUGGGAGUGUGAGUUUGCCCCCUGCGAAGAAGGGAAAGGGGAGGAAGAAGUGA